AACGACGUCCAUGCCUAGCACCAUGGGAGUUUGGAUUAUCGCAUGUAUGUUCCUAGCAACUUUCAUGACGGUAUCAGCCAAACCUUACCGAGUUGCGGACAUAAUAAUAGGAAGCAAAAGUGAAAAUCAGGACCUGGGUAUCGCGGAGACAACUACCGAGCCGUAUAGGUCGUCCAAGCCCUUCAAACCCUCCAAGCAGUUCUACAAUGACAUAGUGGUGUACCCAGUAAAAGUAAUUCAACCUUUGAGCUACAGUUCCAUCAACAAUCAAUUUAAAUAUGAAGCAGACACCAACCCUUACACCAUCAACUCUCAACUGAAGGGUACCGUGAAUUCUGUUCCCUUAUCAGGUGAAAAUACUUCCGGGGUGCAAGAAAAUUCUCAGACAGGAACUGACAAUGAAGGGCAGGGCUUCAGCGAAACCGUGUCCUACGUGAAACCUGUGAGAUUCUACGACCAGAGAAGCUCUCACUUCGAUGCUGGUGGUGACUACGAAGGCAAACAGAAGAAGAAGGAAAUCCACUACCAUCAGCACAAACACCUUCACGAGCAUGACCACAAACAGGAGCACCUUCACAAGCACAAGCAGGAACAUUUGCAUCACCAUAAGCAUGGACACAAGCAUGGCGAUAAACACGAACAUCAACACUGGAACAACCACGACCACCAUCACAAGAGCGAGCAUGGCCAUAAACACGAGGACAAGCAUCAACACGUGCAUAAAGGUGAGCACCACCAUGACCACAAGCAGGAACAUAAGCAUGGCCAUCAACAUCAAGAAAAACACGACCAUCACGACGACCAUAAACACGAGCACUCUCACAAGGCCGACCACCACCACGACCAUCACAACGACCAUCACCAUGACCACAAGCAUGAACAUUCUCAUCAAGGGAAACACAAGCAUUCUCAUCGUAGUGACAACAAGCAUCACCACGACCACAAGCACAACGGUCACCAUCACCACGGUCAUAACUCCAAGCAUCAGCAUCAGCAUAAGCACAGCCACCCAGGCCACGGGCACAAGAUUUAUAUUAAGAGAUAUCACCACUGAUGCGAGUUUUGUAUUUGUAAAGUUGUUUUUAGUAGUUACUGUUAGUAGUAAGUUCUGAAAUGAA
Molecule: messenger RNA, 1118 nt
Organism: Anoplophora glabripennis (Asian longhorned beetle)
Lineage: Eukaryota; Metazoa; Arthropoda; Insecta; Coleoptera; Cerambycidae
Product: histidine-rich glycoprotein-like
Exons: 3
Coding region: 11-1054 (347 amino acids)
Source: RefSeq, a predicted model, not a curated record